UCUCCAUGAAGACACGGUGUGAGAAGGUUGGAGUAGAAGAUCUCGAAUGUCCUGCACUGAGUCCUGACUCUGACUCAACCCCCACUGAACAGACUGGAACCCCAGACCUCCUCACUCUUACACCAUCAGUGUCUGAUCUCACUAAUGCUCUUGUAGCUGAAUGAACACAAUCCACACAGACACUCCAAUAUCUAGUGGAACCUAGAUUUAGUCUAGUGGACUUCACAGAAGAGAAGAGAAGAGAAGAGAAGAGAAGAGAAGAGAAGAGAAGAGAAGAGAAGAGAAGAGAAGAGAAGAGAAGAGAAGAGAAGAGAGGGGGUUCAUGAACUGCCGGGUUCCAUCCAGCAAAAGAUAUCAACCAACCGAGUACGAACAUGCAGCCAACUGUGCUACACAUGGAUUUUGGAUUAUUCCCAGUAUCGUGGGCAGUUCGCUGCUGUACUUGCUGUCUGAUGAUAAAUGGGAAAGCAUCACAGCGUGGCUGUAUGGCACCGGGCUGUCGGGUUUGUUCAUCAUGUCCACCAUGUUCCACACUGUCAGCUGGAAGAAGAGUCAUUUGCAGACUGUAGAGCAGCGCUUCCACAUGUGUGAUAGGAUGGUGAUUUAUUUCUUCAUCGCUGCCUCUUAUGCCCCCUGGCUGAACCUGAGAGAGCUCGGCCCCUGGGCGGCACACAUGCGCUGGCUGGUGUGGAUCAUGGCCUGUGUGGGCUCAGCUUAUGUCUUCUUCUUCCAUGAAAAGAAUAAGAUACUGGACCUGAUUUGCUACACAGUUAUGGGAGCUGUUCCUGCAUUCGUGCUUCUGUCAAUGCCGAACAGGGAGGGCGUGCUGGAGUUAUCAUUGGGUGGAGUCUUUUACUGCUUAGGUGUGGUUUUCUUCAAGAGUGACGGCCUUGUACCUUUCGCUCACGCCAUCUGGCACAUUUUCGUGGCUAUAGGAGCAACUAUACACUAUUAUGCUAUCUGGAAGUAUCUGUAUGCGACAGGGAGCAGCCACGUGAGGUGACACACAAAGCUGCUGAUGAACAUAAAGCCAUGAGGCCACCACAUGUCGCGUGUUAAAUCGGAAGUGUCCGAUCUUAUCCAGAAAGAUUUGACGUGGAUGCAGGUCUUCAUUCUAACCAAGCAAAAGCUAUAUCUGAAUAUAUCACACCAGGUAUUAACCUGGGGAUCGCAGAAAACAAAUUAAUAAAAUACUAACUCACAGCAACACCUUAUAGCAAUCUCUCAGCAGUGUAUAGUCAUCAUGGCUAGACUGCUGAUUAGACAUGGAGAGAUUUCAUGCUUAGAACAAUUCCAACUAUUGAAUCAGACUCAUCCAGUUUGAGGCAUAUGGAGGAUUUUCAUUCUAAAGCGGCUCACACUGAAAAAAAGGGUGAGAAACCGUAAAGGUCCGUUGAAAGCUGAGAUCAUCCGAUCAAACAGGUGGAAUCAGAUGCAGCUCCUGCUUGACAGGAACGAAAACCCGCACCCUCUGUGAAGAUUAGAUCGGACGCCUUCCUUCAUAAAGUAUUCAGAAUUUACUGUCAGUCAU
Tachysurus fulvidraco (yellow catfish) is the source of this 1531-nucleotide messenger RNA. It is a transcript of the gene mmd2a, whose product is annotated as monocyte to macrophage differentiation-associated 2a. NCBI's taxonomy places the organism in Eukaryota, Metazoa, Chordata, Actinopteri, Siluriformes, Bagridae. The coding region runs from base 323 to 1003 and encodes 226 amino acids. Gene Ontology annotation, cellular component: membrane. The record is from RefSeq and is a predicted model, not a curated record. Gene Ontology annotation, molecular function: pore-forming activity. The transcript is spliced from 7 exons.